GGUACGUUGCGUUCGGUAUUGUCGUGGAAACGCGCGUGCUCCAUGCCUUCAACGAUAUUGGAGUCCAAGAGGAGAAGUUAAUCGUUCCGCGCGUGCGACACUUUCUGGUGAUAUCGGUGAUAUGGUGGAGGUGGAAUAAUUUAAUGGAGUAACAUAUCAAAAAAGAUAGAAUAUAAUCAUCUUUUUGAAGUGAUUUGUGUUUCAAUCGAGUGAGCGAUCUGCUCCCGAUCUGAGGACCAGCCGUCCGAAAGUGAUCUACAUCUGUUGGGGUGUUAUGUAUCGAUCUGGUGCUGGUGUUCCGAUUUUACGGAUGCCCCGUAAUGUUGACCUAGCUGAUUAACAGGUCUGAACCAGCGCUGGCAGCAGCGAGUAUAUAAGUUUGGUUAGUGCUACAGUACAAAUGUGUCAAAAAACAAGAAGAAACGUGCUCUGGUCGAUCGAGCAAAACAAACAGAGAGUGCAUUUGGUUAGCUUUUUGUUUCCUUCCUGUAUGUUUUCCCAUCGAGCCGGGCUGUGGAGCCGUUGUUAAUGAUGCUCGGUGGCACGUAGUGAUGUGCGGUACUGCUACUGAAACGACGACGACGACGACGACUGUUGGUGGCCAGCUUGAUGCCGAGUGGCAAUUUUGAGGAAUCGAGAUUAAUUUUGCUUGUUAACGUGGAAAUUAGCAUGCGCGAAACGAGAACGCCCGGUGGAUGGGAGCAUUGUUACCCAGUAAAACGUUUUCCUGAAAAGUGAUACUGAAGAAAGUGUUCGCUGCAGUUGAAGUGGAAUUAAUAGAAUAUGUGCUUAAGCUGCUGUCGCUUACAAAACAUCUCUGGCGGAGAGAUGGCAUCACUGCGCCCGGAAUGUCAACAUGAAGUGCAUUAAAAAACAAGGGCCAGGAGGCUUGUCGCGGUUGCAGAACAUCGGACCUCAAACGUAAUAAAACGAGUUUGUUUACCAACAGCAGCACAAGUAGCAGAACAAAUAGUGCGCCACCGAAUCGGGGACUUUGGAUGAAAUUAAUGAGUGUGGAUUUGAAAUAGAUGCUUAUUUGUUAACGGAUUCGCUGAUCGCCGCGAUGCAUUGUAAAUUGUGAGGUUCGAGAAUAGAGAUAAUAUUAUACCGUAAGCCGUCGGUUCGUCGCUUAAUGUGCUGAAGUCUCUGGUGGUUAUUUCGCGGAAAUAUUUAUGAAACAGUGUGUAUAUUUCGGAAACAUUGAAUUUUGCUAGUUCUUCUGAAUUUGUGUGUAGGUGUGUAGGUGUGUAAUGUUGGUUGAGCUAACCAACUGUGAGAAUCGAUAACGAUCGAAGUUAUUACUGUCAUAUUUGGAACCGACCCUAGCAGUAUUUUCCCAAAAGAGCGUACGGAGCCUUGUUCAAAAAUGUUUACUAGAUUCGACGCCAACAAAUCAACCAAAGGAGCCUCGAAGCUGCGACGCGAUCUGAUCAACUCGGAGAUUGCGAACCUGCGGGACUUGCUCCCGUUGCCGCAGUCUACCCGCCAACGGUUGUCCCAGCUGCAGCUGAUGGCACUGGUUUGUGUUUACGUGCGCAAGGCUAAUUACUUCCAGCAAGUGUUCAAACGCAGUAUUGACAUUGGAAUGCACACAGCUCCCACGCCAAAUAUAGGAUUCUCGAAGGCCAUGUCUGGUUUUCUGAUGAUGCUGACGCAGAACGGGAAACUACUCUAUAUCUCCGACAAUGCUGCCGAGUAUUUAGGACAUUCCAUGGAAGACCUGCUGAUACACGGCGACUCGGUAUACGACAUAAUCGACAAGCAGGAUCAUGGUGCCAUCCAGUCUGAGCUGGGCCGCGGGGUCCCUCAGCACCAAACGAGUGCAUCUAAUCACCACAGUCACCAUGGCCACAGGAGCUCAUCACAGCUCGAUGGAGAGCAGCGGAUAUUUCUGUGCCGGAUGAAUGUUAGCCGAAACGCACGACGACAGAUGCGAUUCGGAGAUCAAAAGGUUGUGCUCGUCCAGGGUCACUACCUCUCGUACCUGCCACUGUGUAGCCGAAACGAGCCAGUGUUCAUUGCGACAUGCACCCCCAUCGCAAUGCCCGAGACGCGGGAAUGUGUGGUCCAGGGAGCAACCAACUGCUUCACCACUAUCCAUUCGAUGGACAUGAAGAUUGUACAUAUAGACAAAAAUGGUGAGUUCCAUCUUGGCUACAGUCGGAGCGAGCUGCAGGGCAUCUCCUGGUACCAACUGUUGCACUGGGAAUCGACACGGGAAGCGCAGAGCAAACAUCGACUGAUAACCCAAUCCGAACAGGACCGUUCCUGCAUUCUGCUGGUGCGAAUGCAGAGGCGGCAGAACGACUUCAUCUGGGUGCACGUGGUGCUACAAGUCCGGGAUGGCCAGGAUUCGAACCAGCAGUCGAUGAUCGUGUGCACGAACCAAGUCUUGAGCGAUCGCGAAGCGUCGGUGAUGCUCACAAAUUCUUGGCUGUACCACUACUACACCGUCCAGUCAAAGAUGCAAUUCGGGAUACCGUUCGAAGGAGCCACUCGUAUUCCGCCUAGUACCUCAUACUACCAUGGCCAUGGGCAUCACUCUCCCACCGCUACUAUCCAGACCCACGGAUACAUUGCACCACCGCAUCAUGUGUCCUAUGGAUAUCAUUCUCCGGUGGGGCAAUCCGGGGGAGGAACCAGUGGUCACCACCACAACGGGACUCCGGCCACGAUAAUUAGUCACCAUCAUCAGGGCUUAGCGGGGGAUCACUACCGGCCAUACGCCUACCGCUUGGACACCCAACCAGUGGAUUACAGCAGUCAGCCGCAAUCUUCUUCGAUGCUUCCCGAUCAAAUUCGAUGUGAGAGUACCGGUAGUGCCAGCCAAAGCAUCCAAAAUACACGCAACGGGACGCCACCCGUAAAAAAACGUGCCCUGAACCGGCUGGAACCUCUUUAUAUUCCCGAGAACGGUCAGGACUCACCGGAGGGUUCUAUAACAGAGCUACAUCCUCCAACCAACACCAUGAAUCCUGAACACCCCGAUGGUGGUCUACAUGCCAUCGCCUCGGGUAUUGCCGGAAUCGGAACGAGUGGUGCAAUGAUUGGCACUGGUGGAGUACAAACCAUGUCCCUGUCUACCUCACUGCACACGCGAAGCAACAGAAUCCUGAAGGCACCUCCCUCCUCAUCCCUAACCGAACCCACCGAUUUCAUCGAUCAGUGGAAUCCCAGUCCACCCUGGUCGGAUACCACCAUCCAAAAAGUCCCAGAUAUCGCCCACCAGGAACUGAGCCCUUACAUGACCACCACUCCGCCCACGCCCACCAGCGCUCAUCACAUUACCGGCAUACCCACGACCUUCUCGUUCGACUGGAUGCCGGAACAGUUCGUCCCCAUCAUGACGGAUUGCCACACGGCACCCGCUCCCGUCUCGACGUGCGUUCUUUCGUGCACUCUCAAUCAGGACGGAAUCCCAGUGCCGAUGUCCCUCCCAAUGCCAGUACCGCUACAAAUUCCGCCGCCCCCGUGGCCAUCGGAUCACCGGCUACUAGCGCUGGAUGGUAUUCCUGCAUCGGCAUCAUCUUCGUCAUCAUCGUCUACCGAUCGGAAGUCGAUCGAUGAACAGCAGCAUCUACUGCUCCUACAACAAGGCUCCUCCUCGUCCGGGAUGGAUGCCCAUCGGGAACUCAAACGAUCUCACUGAACAGCAACGGUCUGCUCGGUUUGAAAAAGCCAUUCCAUAUCUCCAGUAUCAGUAUUUUCGUUGUAACGUAGAGUACAGAGGCUAGGCGCCAGGUCUGAUUGUGUAAAUUAGAGGGUUAUCGAGUUAUCUGUUUGUACAGAGAUCAGAGCUUAGGAACGUUUCAGUGCUCCAAAAUUUCUCUGUCGUUUCAAUGGUUCUAAGUGCAAUUUUCACACCUAUAAAUAUUCCUAAGGUAAUAACAAUGUUUCGCAUUGGCGAAUAAACAAACAAUGACGUUAAACGUGCAUUUCAGUUCGAAGUACGAUUCCUUCCUAGUAUUUAUUUACCGGCAGUAUUUUAUUUAUUUAUUAUCUUUUCAUAGCUCUGC
This is a messenger RNA of Toxorhynchites rutilus septentrionalis, 4016 nucleotides long. RefSeq lists its product as uncharacterized. Gene Ontology annotation, biological process: regulation of transcription by RNA polymerase II. NCBI's taxonomy places the organism in Eukaryota, Metazoa, Arthropoda, Insecta, Diptera, Culicidae. Bases 1367 to 3649 code for a protein of 760 amino acids. The record is from RefSeq and is a predicted model, not a curated record. The transcript is spliced from 10 exons. Gene Ontology annotation, molecular function: DNA-binding transcription factor activity, RNA polymerase II-specific; protein dimerization activity; RNA polymerase II transcription regulatory region sequence-specific DNA binding.